AUGGCGGCAUCGAAUAACAGGCGGAGAGAAAGCACCUUAUCGAAAUUAUCAUGCUCGCGAUGCUGCGGCGACCUGUUCGGGUAUCUGCUGCGGCUACGCGUCAGCCCGGAGGAGCUGGAGCAGCGCUACAAAUCGCGCGAGAUCGACAAAUUUCUCGAGAAAGAUAAACAUGCAUUUCGACGACAGGUGAAGCUGCUGUUGCUGGGCGCAGGCGAAUCCGGUAAAUCGACGUUUCUGAAGCAGAUGCGGAUCAUCCACAGGAUCAACUUCGAGCCCGAUCUAAUGAGGGAAUACCAACAUGUGAUCUACCAAAACAUAGUCAAAGGCAUGCAAGUGUUGUGUGACGCUAGAGAUAAGCUAGAUAUACCCUGGGAGCAUCCGACGUCGCAGCUGGCCGCGAACGAAGCGAUUAUGUUUCACAGUGGCCCCAAACUGGACGUCGAGCAGUUCCACCAGUACGUUCCACUCAUCAACAUACUGUGGACGGAUGGCGCCAUCCGGAAGGCGUACGACCGGCGAAGGGAGUUCCAAAUUAGUGAUUCUGUUAGUUAUUUCCUAGAUGAAUUAGAGCGAGUGUCAAGGUUAGAUUAUGUACCCACCCAUCGUGAUAUUUUGCACUGUCGCAAAGCAACUAAAGGUGUAUUUGAGUUUACGAUAAGGAUACAGAACAUUCCAUUUGUGUUUGUUGACGUCGGCGGCCAGCGAACGCAGCGCCAGAAGUGGACCAAAUGUUUCGACUGUUCCGUCACGUCGAUCCUGUUUCUCGUAUCAACCUCCGAGUUUGAUCAGGUGUUAGCGGAAGACCGGAAAACCAACCGUCUGGAAGAGUCGCGGAACAUCUUCGACACGAUAGUGAACAAUACCACCUUUCAGGGUAUUUCGAUCAUCCUGUUUCUCAACAAGACGGACCUCCUGCAGCAGAAGGUGAAAAAUCCCGAGACCGACAUCCGCUGGUACUACCCGCAGUUCACCGGCAACCCGCACUCGAUCCUGGACGUGCAGAACUUCAUCCUGCAGAUGUUUAUGAACGUGCGGAAAAAUACCAAAACACCGAUCUACCACCACUUCACGAACGCGGUCGACACGCAGAACAUUCAGGUCGUGUUCAGCUCGGUGAAGGACACGAUCCUGAACCGUAACCUGUCGGCGCUGAUGCUACAGUAG
Molecule: messenger RNA, 1164 nt
Organism: Anopheles bellator
Lineage: Eukaryota; Metazoa; Arthropoda; Insecta; Diptera; Culicidae
Gene: cta
Product: guanine nucleotide-binding protein subunit alpha homolog
Exons: 6
Coding region: 1-1164 (387 amino acids)
Biological process (GO): adenylate cyclase-modulating G protein-coupled receptor signaling pathway; Rho protein signal transduction
Cellular component (GO): brush border membrane; heterotrimeric G-protein complex
Molecular function (GO): D5 dopamine receptor binding; GTPase activity; G-protein beta/gamma-subunit complex binding
Source: RefSeq, a predicted model, not a curated record